AUGACGUUCUUCGGAUUGGACGGUGGGAAGAAAACCAAAAAGAAGAAGCAUCAUAAGAAGAAGGAUAGAUCUAAUGAUGGGAAAGACAAGAAAGAGAAGCAUCACAAAAAGAAGCUGGUAAGUUUAAAUACAUUAAAUUGGCAAUUAUUACAUAAUUUUUUUUUUAUUUUUUACAUGAAAUUAUGGAAAAAUUUUUGAAGAACUAGGAACCAUUUGAGCCGUAAAUUUGAAAGAAAACUUUUUUAGCUAACUUAUGUACAUUAUGGUUUUUUUAAAUCAAACCUUUUAGAAGUGCCGAACUCCAACACCAGAAAAGAAAGAAAAACCCAAGGAAGCGGUUGAAGCCAAACCAAAGACACCAAUUGCUUCACACGAUGUAAGUUUAAGAUUUGAAUUUUUGAAACUUCUUAUCGUAGUUUUUUCUGGCCCUAGCCAUAGUCCUAGCUUUAGUCCUAACCCUAGCCUCGAGCCCAGAGCCUUACCCCUACUUUUAUAAGUCCGAUUUUUUCAUUUUGGCUCAAGGCCGGUUUCUCAUCAUUAUUUCCAUUUGUUCAGGGUGCCCAGUUUGUUCUAGGCCUUUCUUAUUUAAUUCUAUUUUUCAGAAACCACCAGUAGAAAGUGAAAAGAAAAAACAACCCAAAAUGGAAAUGACACCUCAAGACUCACCACCUUUAAAAGCCAUUGAAGAACCGCCAAGCAAUUCGUACAAAAAAGUAAGUUUGAAACUAUUUUAUUUGAAUACCUUUUUUAGUUACAGUUUUUUCUUAUCUACCUGUUAUUAUACCCCUUUUCAUCACACUUUUAUUCUACCUUUAAUUGUCAAAAACAAUUUUUUUAUCGUACGUACGCAUUAUAUGAGUUCUAAUGACUUUGUUUUUAAAUCUUUAGUCGCCAAAGUCAGCCAAGAAAAGACCAAUGAAUGAAAGGACAGAAGAAUUGAAGGGAACAAGGCCGAAAGAAGCAUCUAAAAAAGUAAGCUUAAAAUGGAUUUAAAAUUCGCCCUACCUUGCCUCACCUUACCCUGUCCUGCUCUGCCUUGUCUUUUGUUGUCUUGCCUUGGCUUUGCCUUUUUUUUCUGCCUUGUCGUUCUUGCCCUGUCCUGCUUUGCCUUGCCCUGCUUUGCCUUGCCCUGCUCUGCAUUGGCCUUGCCUUGCCCUGCCUUGGCUUUGCCUUGCCUUGCCCUGUCUUGCCUUGCUUUGCUCUGCCACGACCACCUUAUUUUCUAUUUUUCUUUUAUUUUGACGUGCGGCCUGUUUCGCAUUUUCCUGCCCUACCUUACCUUAAUCUUUAAAAAAAUGUUUUUCAGAAACGCCAUUCUCCAAAAGUAGAAGUGAAAGAAGAGCCGGAACGAAUAAAAGAAGAACCAGAAGUGGUAAAAGAAGAAACGAGGGAAAGAAAAGAGUCACAGAAAGAAAGGAAAGUGGGACAGAAAGAAACAAAACAAGAAAAGAAGCAUAUACAAGCGAUGGAAGUGAAAUCAAAGGAAACGUCUUUGAAACUGCAAGAAGAGGACCAAAAUGGCCAAAACGAGGCCGCUUAUCCAAAUCGCGAAAGCCUGGGGGUGAAUAUUAGCGAGGUGCUACGGAUCGGUACGAUCAUGUUGAGGAAUGGCAUCGACGUUCAGAGACGGGUAAGAACUUUAAAAGAAAACCAGAGCAGUGGAAAAUUUUUUGGGUCGUUCAAUUAAAUAUUUUUUUUUGGUUCGUUCAAUUAAUUAUGAGCCCCUCACAAAGCAAAUUUUUAGACUAAGGGGCACAGAAUUAUUUGAAAAGUCUAUUUUUUUAUAUUUUUAUCAUGACAAAUUUUCAGCGCUCCUUCGAGUGGCUAGCCGAAAACCGCGCCAACCUUCAGGACGAACGCCACGACGCGGCGUUUCACUUGAAUGUGGCAAUCGGCGACGUGCCAAUGUCCCGGGAUUUGGCGGUGGAAUCGGUGAAAGUGUUGGUGAAGCAGGGCUUCGUAACCGAAGACGAAUACCGUGAACAUUUUAUGAUUUUGGAACAGGCCACGACCAAUCAACAUGUUACGGUGGGGCAGUUGAGUCAUUUGUUGGCGAUGCACGCGGCCUACUACAAGGACACGACCGAAUCCAAUUUCUGA
Bursaphelenchus okinawaensis is the source of this 2100-nucleotide messenger RNA. NCBI's taxonomy places the organism in Eukaryota, Metazoa, Nematoda, Chromadorea, Rhabditida, Aphelenchoididae. The record is from the annotation of a GenBank genome assembly.